Molecule: messenger RNA, 435 nt
Organism: Bipolaris sorokiniana ND90Pr
Lineage: Eukaryota; Fungi; Ascomycota; Dothideomycetes; Pleosporales; Pleosporaceae
Exons: 2
Coding region: 1-435 (144 amino acids)
Source: RefSeq, a predicted model, not a curated record
AUGGCGCCCCUUCACCGCCGCACAUAUCUGGAACCUGCCGUUAUCGGAGGCAUCGUUGGCCUCGGCUGUCUAGUCAUAAUAGGGGCCUUCUGCACGGUCAUCUUCUGUGUAAUGUGCAGAAAACAACGACAGCGCAAAAAGGCCAUACGCAAAAUGCAGGAAGACCAGAUGACACCGUUUGUGGGAUACCAAUAUACCGCGCCAGCCGGUGCGCAGAGCAAUCCUCAAGGAGCGCUGCUACGUUCACAAGAACUCGAUAUCCAAGAGCAAUACAGUGGACCUCAGGAAUUGCAAGGGAGUGGGAGACUGGAUCCUCUGCCUCCCCAGCAAAUUGAUGGAUACGUCGCAGCGCCGACUUUUGACGACAGGCCACUCGAACUGCCUGCUGGCGCUGCAUAUCACGGCACAGACACCAAACGUGGGAUAUAUAGAUGA